GUGUUUUAAAAGAAUGGAGUCAGCGGUAGUAAGUCGUAAUAUAUAAAGAUAGCAUAAUCAGUUUAGAUCUUUAAUGUCUAAGCGUAACGUUAAGAAUGAUAUUACAAAAAUGUGAAAAAGAUGAAGAAGGCGUAGGGAGGAAGUUGUGAGCAGUAUGAGCUGUGGGGUGUGGAAUGAGGCGGCAGAGGGUUGGCUGAUGUGGUGGAAGAGGAAGCAACGGUACCUCUCAACAGCUAGAAGAUCUGGAAGAAUAUUUGGGUCGUGUGUGACGGGUUGUAAAGGAGGAAAGCGACGAACAGAGACUGUAAGGAGGCACGCAUCCAUGAAACCCGAAGGUGACUCAACGAUGUGACGCUGUAAAUGACGUUGCCAUCACAAUACCGAACAAGAGUGAUUUUAACUAUUUCAAUUGACCUUAGAGGUGCGACACAGUAGUGACCUUAAAAAACACGGAUCCACAUCUAAAGGAUAUCUAACAAAACUUAUACAUUAAAAAAGUGACCACUCAUCAUGGCAGAGGAGGGUUAAAUCCUUAGCCACAUUUCUAUGGGAUUUCAAGUGCAAGUCAGUGUUCGUGUGCCUUAGUGUUAUUGAUUCGAAGUGAGUACAGAAAACAGCUUUAGUGACGAUUUAUGGUAUUGAUGUGGCGUUGUCUUUUGUAAAUUGCUGCUGUUGUCGUCCUUGCUUGAGGUGGUGUGACUCGGCAAGUCAUCAUGGCUCUCCAUUGGGCGAAUCUGACCUGGAUGACGACGGCACUGCUGUGGUGGAUGGCAGCUCAAGGUCAAGUGGCUGCGAAAAAUUCAAGCAGUACAACAUCAUCAAUUCCUACCUCCGUUCUUACUUCACUUCUGGACACCCUUGCCAAGGCCACGGACUCAGAUCAGUGCCCUGGGAAGUGCCUCCAUGCGCUGGCGGCCAUUAUGUGCAACGAGGUGGUGAACGGCGAGGACCUCUGCCCCGACGGAUCAGUGUGUUGCCGUAUCCGCGUUCCUCCAAGUAAACAAAAACCUGUGGAAGACGAGAGUGACAGCGCUACUGACCUGACCACCGAAACAGUCAUUGAGACGACGGUAGUGACGGAAGGAAUCUCCACGUGGGGAGGAGUUAUAGAGGAGGAAGAGAAGGAAGGAUCUCCCACCAUGCGGCCCUCUACCCAGACCACUUCCCUUUCUACAAGACCACUGGAGGAAGAAGAAGACCACUUAACCACAGACAUCCCCACCACAAUUACCACCACAGCAAAGGCACAAGCUUAUGCCCCUUCCAGCACACUCAGCGUGUGUCCUGGUGUAUGUGUGGCAGACAGGAUAUCCUGGCACUGUGAGGCAGCGCUGGAUAUUCCGAAAUUCUGUCGUGAGGGGUUGCGGUGUUGUGUGCCAGGGGAUCUGUUUGCUGCUGUUGACGUACCCCCAAAAGAAUUUGUCCUUCUCAACCCAAAACGGACAGAGGACGGAGAAAAAGAAGGAAAAAGAGGAGAGAAAGAGGAAGUUGAGGUGGAUGAGUCGGUAAAGAAUCAAGAAAAUGAUCAAAUAGAUUUUGUCUCUGCAUCCACGACUACAAGUACUACUAUUUUUGCCACCACUACCACUUCACCCCUUACCACCGUUUACAACCGCCGUCCAUUUCGAACCUCCCCACGCCCCACCCGACCCUCUAACAUUCCCCCUGAACUGAACUGCAAAGGCACCUGUGUUGUGGCUUUCUUUGCUUUCAUCUGCGAUGAAGUAGACCGUUCAGGGUUUUGUCGUGGUUCCAGUCGCUGUUGUGUUUCAAAACGUCAACGUCCUGAGGCAUUACAGAAUAUUCCAGAAAAAGGAUCCACCACUAGAGACACUUCAUCUACUACCAUCGCCAUUACACCACCUACUACCACCACCACACCGUCCACAACUACCAACACCAGGACGUCCACCAUCCAGGUCUGCCCUGGUACUUGCCUGCCUGCGUUGGUGUCUUCCUUUUGCAAUCAGCCAUCUGUUCUGGUAGAAGCAUCGGGUUGCAAAGAAGGCACAGUGUGUUGCGACGACCGGGAGGAAAAAGAGUCCCUUCAACCACCGCCUCCUCCUCGAACCCCACCUCAUCGCCUGCCUUCCCCUCGUCCUCCACCCUCAAAUACAUUUGACAGUAUCACAACCUUUUUAACUGGGCAGUCGCCACACCAUCUCCUACCUAUUGAAGGAAGACCUGUACCACCUCUGCGUCCGCGUCCCACCAUGACAACAAUGACAACAACUACAAUGACCACCACCACCACACAACUACCUACCACUGAGGCACCAGACUUAAGGGAAGAAUGCCCCGGGACCUGCAUCCAGCCGUUCCUUUCUUUCACUUGUUUCGGCAAUGCUGAGAUGACGCAGUUGUUCCGCUGCACCAAAGACAAAACAGAGUGCUGUUCGCCCAAAUCUGCUCUGCGAGACCUGUUGCAUUUUGAGGAAGCGCACAACAUUGCUAGAAAUGACACGGCUUACAUCCCGGUGUAUGAUCCUGUAGUUUAUCCUCCCCCUGGCCCUGAUCUCCAUCAUCAACCGCCUCAUCUCCAUACUUCCUACCAACAGCACCCACAUUAUGAUCUUCCAACAUAUGAGCAACUUUAUGAGCAUGAAGCAUAUGAUCGCUACCCAGAUACCCCUUAUGAACCAGCGUAUGAACAACCCCUACCUCAGCCCUCCUUCGAUGAACUAACAUACCCCCAGACACCAUCUUACGAGCAAUCUUCACAGCCGCAGUACAAUCAACCUCUCCAUGAACAGCAAACUUAUGACCGUCGGCCCUACACACUAGUCCCAAAUAUUUCUGCAGGAAUUCCUCCACAAUAUCUUACUACCACCCGUGCCCCCGUAAGGAAUAAGUAUGUGUGCGGGGUAAAAGGCAAUGAGCGUGAGGCACGCGUGGUAGGAGGGGAAGACUCCUUGGCUGGCGAGUGGUGUUGGCAGGUUGCACUCAUCAAUGCUAAAAACCAGUACUUGUGUGGCGGAGCACUGAUUGGCACACAGUGGGUCCUUACUGCUGCCCACUGCGUUACCAACAUUGUCAGGUCCGGUGAUGCUGUCUAUGUAAGAGUUGGCGAUCACGACCUCACGACCAAGUUUGGUUCUCCUGGGGCCCAAACCCUGCGUGUAGCGACAACUUAUAUCCACCAUAACCAUAAUUCCCAGACGCUGGAUAACGACAUUGCCCUUCUGAAGCUGCACGCACACGCAGACUUGAAUGAAGGAGUGUGUCUGGCAUGUCUACCAGCCAGGGGCGUGAACCAAGUGGCCGGAAGUCGAUGUACUGUGACGGGCUACGGAUAUAUGGGAGAAAAAGGCCCAAUCCCUCUACGAGUACGUGAAGCAGAAAUGCCCGUAGUAUCAGACAACGAGUGCGUGAGGAAAAUCAACGCUGUGACUGAAAAAAUCUUUAUACUCCCAGCAUCCUCCUUCUGCGCGGGUGGUGAGAAGGGACACGACGCCUGCCAGGGUGAUGGUGGGGGUCCCCUUGUGUGCAAGGUAGAUGGUUACUACGAGCUUAGCGGGCUUGUGUCGUGGGGCUUCGGCUGCGGCAGAAAAGACGUCCCUGGUGUAUACGUAAAAGUGUCAUCUUUCAUUGGCUGGAUCAAUCAGAUUAUCUCAGUUAACAAUAUGUGACCACAUUCAAUUUCUUCUGCCACACACACACACACACACACACACACACAGUUGAUUGUUCAAGGGGCCGAGUUUCUGUUGGCUGCCAUGACUGGCAUAGGUUUCAACCCGGCAAGUGGACAGUCCCCUCUGGAUUUUUUUUCGCUAACAAGCUGAAUGGUUGCUGUCUUCCUUGAGAAGGGGAUAAUGUUUGUAGUGAAUGAGGUCACAAUUUUAACCGAAGAUUGAUAACAAUGAAAUCUGAGCUCGCACUGAGAGGUUAACGGUUAAAUUCUCAUGUGGCUACUCUGAUCAGGUCUUGGUGAACACACACACACACACACACACAAUAGGAUAGUACCCAAACUCGCGUUUUGAUUGCCAGAUUCAUCAGAUAUCGAAAUAUUUCACAGAAAAUAGGUUAAACUGGAUAUCGUAUAUUUUUGGAUAUUCUACUAUCACAUACAGAUAUAAUAAAAUAAAUUAGGUAUUUUUAACGCCUUAGUAUUUUUUUCUUACUAUAUCAAGCUAUGGGACAAAAAUUUCUUAGUUAAUUAAUUAAUAACUCAGAGUUAGUAGGUAUGAUAUUUUCUUUCCUUCUAGACUAGAAAGUAGACCACAAGAAACCAUGAACAUAUGAAGCCCAGUAUAUGAGUUUUUCAUAAAUUAGAAAUCAAAGUCUGAAAAUAAGACUGAUUAUUUCCAACCAAUUCCUUCUGCAUAGACGUGUUCGACGCUACAGAGACUUAACAGAGACCUAGCUAAUGGACAGUGGCCAUCCUGACUAAUUAUUUUUAGUCUAAAAGCAUACCAUGUUCAGGCUAUGCUAGGACACAGCUUAGGAACACGGUGAUAAAAGUACUCAUAAAAAAAAAACUGAACAAAAA
This is a messenger RNA of Portunus trituberculatus (swimming crab), 4495 nucleotides long. RefSeq names its product protein masquerade-like. The record is from RefSeq and is a predicted model, not a curated record. NCBI's taxonomy places the organism in Eukaryota, Metazoa, Arthropoda, Malacostraca, Decapoda, Portunidae. The transcript is spliced from 12 exons. The coding region runs from base 714 to 3629 and encodes 971 amino acids. Gene Ontology annotation, molecular function: serine-type endopeptidase activity. Gene Ontology annotation, biological process: proteolysis.